ACCAACAACAUUGAAGAUGGCGGUGGAUCAAACUCUCCUUCGAACGGAAAAAUCACUUGGUUUAUUGACAACCAAGUUCGUAGACCUCUUGAAAGAAGCCCCAGAAGGUGUUCUAGACCUCAAAACAGCAGUCGAGGUUCUCGAAGUACGUCAGAAGCGACGGAUAUACGAUAUCACGAAUGUACUCGAGGGCAUCGGUCUCAUCGAGAAGAAAACCAAAAAUUCAAUCAUAUGGAAGGGAGGCGGUCCGGGAUGCAAUACGGAGGAACUCACGCAGCGCCGGCUGGAAUUCUCGGCUCAGGUCGAGGAGUUGAAGAAGAUCGAAGAUGCCUUGGACGAUCAUCUGAAACAGGCGAAACAGUCUGUUGUCAACGUCAAGGAGGAUAUAUCGAAUCGGGGGAAAGCCUACAUAUCGUACAGAGACUUGUGGGACGUCAUGGAAGCCGGGAGCAUCUUGACGAUUCGCGGACCUGCCGACACGACCCUGAAAGUUUUCGAUCCAUCGAGUCACCGUGAGGAAGAGACAAACUCGUUUUAUGUCCACUGUAAAAGCGACCACGGUCCCGUGGAGGUCCAUCUGAUAGACAAGGAGCCCAAUCCGUUGGGCACCAACGUCGCGAGGCUCGAAAAAGAUGAAGAGAAGGCAGUUGUGAACGUGGGCGACGCUCUGGAGAGUUUGAUCAAGGAAACGAUCACAGAGGAGAGUGAAACGAAAGAGAAACGAACUCUUAGUCCGGCGAAGAAAGUACGUCCAGAGGAAGAACAAACUCCCACGCCCGGUCGGAAAAGAACACGAGGCAACGGCGCAUUGUCGGCCUCGACCCCGACGGCCAUAGAUUCAUCAAAACCUCCCAAACAAUCGAAGAAAGACGAGGCGAUUAUCCCAAUCACAGAAACCGAAGAAGAAAUCGAUAUAUUCAAGGAUCUGAAAGACUACGAUGAUCUCCUGAUGAAAUGUACGCCACCGUUCACGAGUUUGUCGCCCCCGCUGAGUGAAUAUGACUUCAACUUCACUCUAGACCCAGAAGAGGGGAUCUGCGAAUUGUUUGGCGAAGAGUAAUGAAAUACUAUCGCGGUCGGGAGGAAUACAUCAUCAUCAUCACCAUCAUCGAGAAAAAUGAUUAGGACGCUUUUCACCGCGAGAGCUGUCACCGUUAGAGACGUGCGAGCUCUCUAGAUGUGAAAUUAUUCGAAGACCCACAAAUAGGAGCGCGUGUGUGUUCAGUCAACGCUACAUCAUUAUGUCUGUACAAAUCGAGGAGAAAGCGUAGCAUAGGUCAACUCCGCAGCACCAGAGAAAAGUGAAUAAAAGGCUUAUCU
Molecule: messenger RNA, 1320 nt
Organism: Galendromus occidentalis (western predatory mite)
Lineage: Eukaryota; Metazoa; Arthropoda; Arachnida; Mesostigmata; Phytoseiidae
Product: transcription factor E2F4
Exons: 6
Coding region: 17-1060 (347 amino acids)
Biological process (GO): regulation of transcription by RNA polymerase II
Cellular component (GO): RNA polymerase II transcription regulator complex
Molecular function (GO): DNA-binding transcription factor activity, RNA polymerase II-specific; protein dimerization activity; RNA polymerase II cis-regulatory region sequence-specific DNA binding
Source: RefSeq, a predicted model, not a curated record